Aspergillus calidoustus is the source of this 462-nucleotide messenger RNA. NCBI's taxonomy places the organism in Eukaryota, Fungi, Ascomycota, Eurotiomycetes, Eurotiales, Aspergillaceae. The record is from the annotation of a GenBank genome assembly.
AUGGCUUGUUGGCAUUCUCUCAGAAGUUCCCCAAUGCGAGGCGGCUUGUUCUGCAGGUCGAUUGUUGUGGAGGCGCUUGAUGGGGCCUGGGGGACGGCAAUUGAGGUGGUUGCGUAUUAUUUCUCACGGAGCACCCUAUCAAAGGCGCAAGAGUCUACUUCUACCACCACAUCUUCCACGACGGGUGCAAUAGCUACUGCCUCGAGAUCCCCUCUCGAGUCGUCGCGGCCAUGGCACCUGGAUACUCGAAGCUUCUUUUUUCACGAGAUGAUUAUCCUCGGGCAAAGAGCAUCGCAGUUCCACGCCCAGAUGGGCAUCACUAUGAUGGCGUUUAAUGGCGGAAUGGAACGGACACGAUCGCAGUGGCAGGCUCUUCUUGAGGCGGUUGAGCUCCAGAUCGUGAGGUUCUGGGAUCCAAUUAAUGAAGGUGCAGAUGGGAUUGUGGGGACUAUGAGGGUUUGA